This is a messenger RNA of Prunus mume (Japanese apricot), 1128 nucleotides long. RefSeq names its product alpha carbonic anhydrase 1. The record is from RefSeq and is a predicted model, not a curated record. Gene Ontology annotation, biological process: one-carbon metabolic process. Lineage: Eukaryota; Viridiplantae; Streptophyta; Magnoliopsida; Rosales; Rosaceae. Gene Ontology annotation, molecular function: carbonate dehydratase activity; zinc ion binding.
GGUAGACAAAGCAAUAGCAAUAAUGGCCCUUAGAAUUUGCUUCUUGUUCCUUGUGAUAGCUUUGCCGCUUGCAAUUAGCACUUCAACUUCUGUCCAAAACGGCCUGAGUUCACUUUCAUUUAGCUACUCUGGCGCAACUGGCCCAGAUAAAUGGGGAAGCUUGAGCCCAAAUUUCUCAGCAUGCUCAAAUGGGAAGAUACAAUCUCCUGUGGACAUCGUGAAGGGCAUACUUACCCCUAGCAAGAGAUUAAAGCCAUUAACCAGAGUCUACGGUGCUUCAAAUGCCACUUUGUUUAACAAUGGCUUUAACAUUGGGGUGCAUUUCGAAGGACAUGUGGGGACAUUGGAUGUGGAUGGUAAGAACUAUGACUUGAAGCAGAUGCACUGGCACUCUCCCUCUGAGCACCGCCUUAAUGGAGUCCAAUUUCCAGCUGAGCUUCAUCUACUUCACCAGGCAUCUGACCAGAGCAUGUCCGUUGUGUCAGUUCUCUUCCAAUUCGGCAAGGAUGAUAUAAUCAUCUCUAAGAUUAAGGACAAGCUGACUGAGCUGGCCAAGGAGACGUGUAAAAAGGAAGAAGAUGCUCAAAUUCCCCUUGGAACCGUAGAUAUCAACGAGUUCCAGAAGAAGAGCCGCAAAUAUUUCAGAUAUGUUGGUUCUCUCACCGUUCCUCCAUGCACCGAGAAUGUCGUAUGGAACAUUCUUGGAAAGGUAAGGACCAUUUCCAAGGAUCAGUUAAAUGCUCUGAAAGCACCAUUGGAUUCAGCUUGCAAGAACAACUCAAGACCACUGCAGCCUCCUAACGGACGCAAAGUCGAGCUCUACGAUGAGCUUAGGGACCAGUAAAAUAGUCAACCUAGUUGACAUUUACAUCAGUGUGGUCAAUUGUCAUCAGCGUGAGUUGUAGUUAAAGCGAGUCUUCAUAGGUGUCACUGUUUUUGGGCUCGAACUUAAGUGAUCUAUUCACGAUCAAGAUAAAACUAAGUAGAGGUCCAAAUCGACUAAUGUUGAAUCGUCAAAGGAUGAGUUGUAGUUAGGAGAAGUGCGUAAUCUAGAAAAGAUUGUAUUUUGUGUAUUUUCUUUCGAAGUUGAUUAUAUAUGAUUAAUAUAUAUAUGUGAAUAUGAAGGAA